AUGGUGAGCAAGGAGGGUGGCAAAUGCAUGCUCACCAACUCAGAGUCGGACUCAGAGGCAGCACCCUCGCCCUCUGCCUCACUAGCACUGGAGGUAAACUAUUCACUGGAAGCCAGCCGGCAGGUGAGGAAGAGAAACAAGGCCCUCCAAGUGCGCUUCAAGGACAUCUGUGAAGCACAGAAUGAGCAAAGGGAGGCGGCGCUACAUGCAGCGGGGAAGGCCGGCAAGCCCGCCUCAUACAAGGCAGCGUACCGAAAGUAUAUGACCGUCCCUGCUCGCCGAUCCAUCCCCAAUGUCACCAAGAGCACAGGCGUGCAAACAUCCCCGGACCUAAAGAAACGCUACCAGACCUUCCCAUUCGAGCGAAAGAAAGACAAAACCUUUAAACAUGUGGCAUCGGUGGAGCGCUAUAAAGGUCAGAACAACGGCUUUGUUGUGGAAGUGAAGCAGUCCAAGACUGCUGAACAGGGUUUAGAGGAGGAGGAGGAGGAGGGAGCCUGCGGGGGGAGUGGAGUCCGGAGGACCAGGGCUCUGCUCCAUACUAAUGAGUGCAUUGCCACAGUGGAGCAGCACACUGCACCUGAUGGCCAGUGUUCCGAUGCUCUGCUGCUGAGCUGCUCUGUGGACACAGGCUGCCUUCAGGACACACCUAAAGGAGCCGGAGCUGGAGCACAGGCAGGCUACCAGCUCUGCAGCGUGCCGUCCAGACCUGGGACAGGAUUACAUCGCAGGGAGGCCGACGAGGCGGAGCGCUCGUCCAAGAGGCAGCUGUCAAAUCUGGAGGAGGGCUCUUCCCGGACACUGCCGGACAGGACCUCCAAGGUCACGGGCCCCAUUGCGUGGAACUCCCUCACGCAGGUGGAGUGCCUGGAUAGCCCGUCUGUGCGGAGCAAGCGUAAGAAAGGCCUGCAGCUGAACGGCCUGCAGUCUCAGACGCUGCCGCGCGCUGGUGGGGGGUGCACGACGCAAGCGCAGUGCCACGCGGGCCAGUUGUCUGCGCGGCCCCUCCGGGCCAUGGAGGACCUUCUGUCACCCUGUGGCAUUGGAGAGUCCAGGGAAGCGCCGGCAGACCCAAGUUCGGGGGAGGCCUGUAAACAAAUAGUGCCUGUGUCUCAGGAGGGGGAUGUUAAAGCACAGCUGCAGGCCAUGGAGAACCUGAUCAGCUCCAGUCAGGAGACCAUCAAAGUGCUGCUCGGGGUCAUCCAGGAGCUGGAGAAGGGAGAGGCCCACAGAGAGGGCCUCUCCUAUCGAACCGGACAGGACACAGCCAACUGUGACACGUGUCGGAACAGCGCAUGCAUUAUUUACAGUGUGGAGCUGGACUUCAAGCAGCAAGAGGACAAGCUGCAGCCACUGAUGAAGAGGCUCUGCCCAACAGAGGACGCCCACUUCCCCCCCCUGCCUUACCCCCAGGAGGCCUUCACCUCCACCCCCAAACGCAAGUCAAAAGCUGACUCCAAGAAGCACGCCCGCUGGAAACUUUGGUUCCUGUGA
Messenger RNA from Lampris incognitus (smalleye Pacific opah), 1494 nucleotides. RefSeq names its product inhibitory synaptic factor 2A. Bases 1 to 1494 code for a protein of 497 amino acids. Gene Ontology annotation, biological process: inhibitory postsynaptic potential. Gene Ontology annotation, cellular component: postsynaptic density. The record is from RefSeq and is a predicted model, not a curated record. NCBI's taxonomy places the organism in Eukaryota, Metazoa, Chordata, Actinopteri, Lampriformes, Lampridae. The transcript is spliced from 3 exons.